AUGAUUUGGGGAAGAAAGGGAAAAUUCACAUUUGCUGAAAUUGUUAAAGCAACCGAUGACUUCGACGACAAAUACUGCAUUGGAAAAGGAGGUUUCGGAAGUCUUUAUAGAGCAGAAUUACCUACAGGUAUAGUUGUCGCUGUCAAAAGACUCAAUAUCUCAAACUCUAGUGACAUUCUAGCUGAGAAUCUUCGUAGUGUCGAGAAUGAGAUAAAAGCUCUUACCGAAGCAAAACACCGCAAUAUCAUAAAGCUUUAUGGGUUUUGUCACACUGAAGAACACGCACACUUGGUUUACGAGUAUGCGGAAAGAGGCAGCCUAGGAAAAGUGUUGUACGGCGAGGAAAUGAAGACGGUAUUAAGCUGGCCUCAGAGAGUGAAGAUUGUGCAAGGGAUAACGCAAGCUAUAGCGUACCUACAUAACGAUUGCAUCCCACAAGUUGUACAUCGAGAUGUGACGUUGAAUAACAUAUUGCUGGACUCAGAAUAUGAACCCCGCCUCGCAGAUUUUGGCAUAGCGAAGCUUCUUACGCCAAAUUCAACAACAUGGUCCUCAAUUGCUGGCUCCUAUGGCUACAUGGCUCCAGAGCUAGCACAAACAACGCAGGUGACAGAGAAGUGUGACGUUUAUAGUUUUGGAGUGGUGGUAUUAGAGAUAUUACUGGGAAAGCACCCCGGCGAUUUCUUGGCCACAUUGCCAUCAAUGGAGAAUCCACAAGUGUUGGUGAAGGAUGUAAUAGACCAAAGAUUCCCACCUCCUCCAGCUCGAUUGGGCGAAGCGAUAGCCUUUAUAAUGACCAUAGCCUUGGCAUGCACGCGAACGCACCCUGAGUCUAGACCCACCAUGCAUUUUGUGGCCCAACAAUUCUCGGCUAUUGAGCAGACUUCUCUUGUGGAACCCUUGAGCACAAUAUCCCUAAAUAAGCUAACAAGGUUUCAUAUGUAG
Molecule: messenger RNA, 945 nt
Organism: Neltuma alba
Lineage: Eukaryota; Viridiplantae; Streptophyta; Magnoliopsida; Fabales; Fabaceae
Product: MDIS1-interacting receptor like kinase 2-like
Exons: 2
Coding region: 1-945 (314 amino acids)
Biological process (GO): protein phosphorylation
Molecular function (GO): protein kinase activity; ATP binding
Source: RefSeq, a predicted model, not a curated record